Molecule: messenger RNA, 1727 nt
Organism: Labrus bergylta (ballan wrasse)
Lineage: Eukaryota; Metazoa; Chordata; Actinopteri; Labriformes; Labridae
Gene: sarnp
Product: SAP domain containing ribonucleoprotein
Biological process (GO): poly(A)+ mRNA export from nucleus
Cellular component (GO): nucleus
Source: RefSeq, a predicted model, not a curated record
GCUGUGAAAUAACAUCAUUCAGCAGUGGAGAUCCGCUACCCUUUGAUUACCGGAAGUGCUAAAACGACGACGAAAGAUGGCCGAAGUAAUAGAGCUACAGAAACUGAAGCUUGCCGAGCUGAGGCAGGAGUGCGAGGCCCGAGGUCUGGACACCAAGGGAAACAAAGGAGAACUCAUCGCCCGGCUGCAGGCCUAUCUGGAAGAGCAUGAAGAAGACGUGGAUGUUGAUGAUGUUCUGGCAGAGGACACAGAGGACUUCACAAAAGUUGAGAGUGCCAACAACGUGAAAGUCAUCAAGGAUUCUGAGGAGUCUGAGAGCGAGCCACCUGAAGAGAAGAAGGUGGUGAAAAUAACGCCUCCAUCAACUGCCACUGAAAGACUACAGCAGAGAGCUCAACGAUUCAACCUACCCGCAACAGCUGAGAGCAAAAAGGCCAUACGCGCUGCAAGGUUCGGCUCAUCCGAUGAGUCCACUCCGUCCUCAGGUCCCGUCGCCAACAGUAAAGCUGCUCCUGUGAAUGUUGAUCAGCUGAAGAAGAGAGCCGAACGAUUUGGCAUGAACGUCUCAUCCGUUUCACAGAAGAUCGAGGAUGAUGAAAAGCUGAAAAAGAGGAAGGAGAGGUUUGGAGCCGCAGCAACUCCAGCUGCAGCCGGAGCUCCUGAUGUCGAGGCGAAGAAACUGAAGCGUGCCGAGAGAUUUGGAAAUGUUUGAAUGAAGUUUCAGGGUUUUUUUUUUUUUCUUCUUCUUCUUUUUUUGUUGUUGUUUUUUUUGUAAAGCGUUUUUAUGGCUGCACAACAGACGUUCCCGAAGACUUCACGUGUCACUUAUUUGUACUGACUCUGUAAAUCAAAGGUACAAUUAAACACAAAGAUGAAUAGAUGGUGUGUCCGAUCAUUUGAACAGCUUUUAGAAAAAGGUGUGAAUUAGACGAUCCCUGCUAAAGCAUCUUAUUCAUCAGUGAAUGGAGCUUUGUUUUCCAGAUCCUCUGUAGCCUCCGAAGCAUGUUUAGUUAAGUUUUUAUUUCUGUCACUUCUUUGUUGUUGUUUCCUAAACGUAGUCUUCAUCACAUCAAAGCUGCAGUCAGUCAGUCGUACGUCAAACAGCUGCUGCUUCACGGGAAAAAAACCUUCUGUUUCGUCUCCGCUGAUUAACGUCUGUGUCAUCUAAAGAAAAUAAAACUUCAAACCACCUGAAAUAACCCGAAUCAGACAGAAGAUGAAAAGCUUAGGUGAUGGUUCUGCUUCGUUUGAGUGUGUAACUUUGAAUAGACUGUUCAAUAACGAAGCAGUGAAGCAGUGGAUCGCUUGUUUUCAGGGGAGAGUCGUUAUUGUUUAAUCCGCUCUGAUCUAAACGCAGCAUCUAAAAAAGUCCUAAUCAUCAAACGUACAGUCAGGAGAAGUGAAACUUUGGGCCGUGGAAACAGAAAAUGUGUAAUAAAUCAGAAUAAGGGCCGAGUAACAACUUCUAGAUUAAACUGGAUUAAAAAUGUCUUCAAGUUUGAAGAGAGGAGUCCAUUUUGUAUUUCAGUUUUUUUGAUUUAACGAUAUUAAACGUUUGUUCUUACGAUCUCUGGUUGAAUGGUUUGAGCUUGCGUGUGUUUAAUUGUACUGUUGGUGGUCAGACGGCCUGUUCUUCUCUUUUAAGUGCAUCAUUCGAACACCGCUUCAGUUUUCAAUCCAUUUUAUAACCUUUUUGUGAUUUAAAUAAUAAAUUGUUUUCAAAUUUU